AACCUAAUCUUGCAGCAGAAUUUACAGAAGAAUCCUUGCCAAAGUGUGCAUAAUUAUCCAGGGUUCAACAAAAGUUCGUCUCAGAGACAUGAUAAAGCAAACAUUGAAUGGAAUGGAAUGUGACCCAGUCACAGAACUGACGGUACAAAUAAUGUGUUUAGUAUGAGUUGUAAUGUCUACUGUUACACCACGAUAGUCAUGGUGUAUAAUACUGCACAUACUCAUAUAGCUAUUAUGAGGUUGAGAUUUUCUACAUGUAGGUUGAUUUUUCAAAAAAUAUAUAAGUUACUGCCAUAUCACAGGAAAUUUCUCAAUGGGUGGAUCAGGUAACGAAGUUUAUGAUAAAAAAUAGAUCAAUGGAUUUGAAUGAAGUGUAUCACCCCGAUUCCUUUGGAUUGGAUGGUAUUGCAGACUUGGCCCAUUUCCAGCAUGACGGUUUAUUAGAUGUACCAAGUAUAGGAGACAUACCUGGGUUAAAUGGCAUAGAAGCUACUGACAUGGGAAGUCUGCUGAAACAGUUUGAGGAAGCAUCACAAUCCCUUGGUGACAAUGACCUUGAACAGCCAAGUCUAAACUCCAGCCCAGCAUCUAAUCAAUCAAGGAAAAGUCCCCCUGUCUGCAAUACCUCUACAGUGGAGGGAUUAGAUUUCUUUACUAAUGAGAAUGAUGAAAAUUCUACACCUUCUAAACAUAUUAUUGACAAGAUUCGUGCUGGAACGAAAAGGAAAUCUACCAUUAUGCUACCAAUGGGAAUGCCUUCCAAAAGAGGCAGAGGGAAAGCCACCCCAUUGCCUGCUAACUGUGCUCCACUGAAGUUACAGCGUAUUGUGAACACACCUCCCAUCACACCAACCCCUCAAGGUUGCUCUGGGGUUGCUUCUUCCAUCAAAGGUGUUUCCCUUCUUCCUGCAAAUGUAAAUGCUGUUAAACCUAAGGGAGACAACUCUAAUAAUAAAAAUUCCACAGAGGAAAAAUGUGUUGUUGAGGUCAAGUCAAAUAAAGAAAUAUUGAGGACGAAAGAAGACAAGUUUGAAGUUAGUAAUGAUUACUUCAAUGAGAUUACUGAUCAUGACUAUUGUGUUAAUGUACCUGUAAAGGUUAUAGAGAAUGAGGUAACUGUUGAAGUCCCAAUUGUGGCAGAGGAGGUAGUGAUAUGUGAUGAGGAGGAACCACUACCUGAAAACACCGAGGAGAUGGAGGAGGAUAUAGAUGAACUUCUAGAGAAAGGUGUUGAUGAUGAUCUCAAGAAUAAUAAUACAGCAACAUCUAACCAGUCUCGUCGCAGUAAAUGUUCUGCUUUUGUGGAAAUACUCAAACAAGCUAAGAUCAGUAAAAGAAAUUAUCGCAAACAUACCACAGAAGUGAAAAGUGCAGAGUGUAAAGAGGCAGACGAGGAAAAAUACUUUGACAAAAUUCCAGCAUACUACACAGCUCUGUCUAUACCCAAUAAGCCUGCUAAACAGGCAAAGGAGGUAAAAUACAAACUCACAGCCUCAGGUCGCCGUGGUAUCACUGUGGAGGAUUACUUUGCAAGGAAUCCUUCUCCAAAAAGAGACCCUUCUGUGUACAAUAAGCUGCCAGCUUACUAUAGUUGUUUUACAAACAGUACCAAGUAUGACAAUGCUACUGGUAUUGGGGUAGAUAAAGAAAACAACCUGGAAGCUUCUCAAGAAAGUAAUAAGAUGUGCAGUAGUGGCUAUUCUAGUCGAAGCCAGACACCAUCACUGGUCAUAGAUUCUCGUCGGUGUUCAAGGUCACCCUCAGUGGCCUCCUCUAGAUCUCGAUCUCGUUCUCGCUCAAAGUCAUACUCGAGGUCAAGGUCAAGAGAGACUGUAAGAACAGAGAAAAAAAGAUCUUGGAGGAGGGAAAGAAGAUGCUCAUAUUCAUCCAAUUCUGGGUCAAGUUCCAGAUCUUCAUCAAGGUCAUGGUCAAGAUCACGCUCCAGAUCGCAUUCAAGCUCUUGGAGCUCAAGAUCAAGAUCGAGGUCAAGGUCAAGAUCCUACUAUGACCGUUCAAGGUCAAGAUCGCGCUCCAGGGAAGGAAGACACAGAGGUCUAAGUCCUUCUCAGCUAAAAAGGAGAAUGGAGCAGAAGCAAAUGCGAGACCAGGAGAAAAACAAACAAAUGGAAGAGCGACGAAUUAUCUAUGUUGGUCGAAUACCAAAUGAUUACACAAGAAGUGACAUGAGGAAAAGGUUUCAGAGAUUUGGAGAGAUAGAACAUGUACAGCUACACUUCAGGGAGCGUGGUGACAAUUAUGGCUUUGUGACAUUUUCCUACACCUGUGAUGCCUAUGCUGCUAUAGAAAAGGGAAAUGACAUGCAGGAUAGCCCACCAUUUGAGCUGUGCUUUGGAGGUCGCAGGAAGUUCUGUGAAACAGAAUAUGAGGAUUUAGAUGGAGAUAUUGAAUUGGUGGAGGAAUUGAAUCCACUUCAGAGUCUUAAUUCUAAAAAACCUCUAGACUUUGAUGAACUUCUUCAACAGGCGAAAAAGAAAAUUGGAAAAGCCUCUUGAUGUCUGUUGUAUUAGAACCCAGACUGUUUAAUCUGCCAAGGAGUGCGAGACAUGUAAAUUGUCAAGAGAAUGAGAAAAUGUGUUGUAAAUGGAGAAAUGAUUGGAUGAUUGACUAUCUCUUGUAUCUUUUUUGUGAAUUUCUGUUUCAUGCGAUUGCAUUACAUCAUUUGUUCCUCGUUGUGAAUUCCUAUACAUAUACUGGUGAGUUCGUCAUUGAUAGACCAAUUAAUAUUUCAACACUGUUCAAUGUGUCCUUUUUUGUAUGAAUGCUGUAGAGUGUAUAUUGUAAAGUUAAAAGGUUGUGGUCUAUUUAGGAUGUUACAUCAUAUUGGAGGGAAGUGUGUAGACCUUUGUCAAUUUGCCUUGGAGCUGAUUUUGUCUUGUGUAGAUGGAGGAUUUGGAUUGUUCCUGUAGUCACAUUGGAGUGUUCUCUUAUCAUCUCUCAUUUUCUGGUGAUCCAGUUUUCAAUUUUAGUCAGCAUGAAAGGCUUAUACUCAAAUUAUCCUGUACAUUAUCUUGAAUGUUAGAUAAUGCGGUAAUUUAUAGGAUCAAAAUAUGCAAAAAGGAAUUUUUUGAACUUAUUACAGUAAAACAAGGUCAAGGUCACUUUCUGUAAGAUCUGUUCCAUAAAAAAUGAAGUUUUCUUUUGCUGCCCCAAUAUCAAACAAUGCUUCCUGACUAAAAACAUUUUCUUAAGAUUGUUCUUUGAUUUAGAAGGCCAUUGGUCAUUGGUCAAGGUCAGAAAUACAUUUUAAUUAAAGGAAAUGAGGCCGUCUCUUUAUAUCUCAACUGUUGCUGUGCAGGUGAAGCAUCUUGGAGGUAUUAAUUGCCACAAACUUUGUAUGCGUAUACAGAAUUUAAAGUACUAAUGCCAUAUAAAUCUAAAAUUUCCUAAUGCAGGAAUAUCUACAACCUAAAGGUUUUUUUCACAAUUGCCUAUGUUUGUUGUCGGUUUUCAUGCACAUUCAUUACAUAACAAGACCACAAAUUGAUCUCAUUCAUUUAAAAUGACAUCAUACUAGUACUGACCAGGUAAUACUAUGUAUUUUAACUCACUAUUAUAGUGAGUACUAUAUUGUUAAUGUUUACAUCGUUAGUAUUCUUUACCUCAAUGAAAGUUUCUAGAAUAUUUUUAGGUGCUGUACAUUUGUUUGUUUGCUAUAAUUUUCUGAUUUUGGCCUACUUCUGGUGUCAAAUAUUUACAGUUGUCGGGCUGUCCCAUCUUAUGUGUUAACAUGGCCUAAUUCCGGUGUCAAUUAUUUACUAUAGUCGGGCUCUUCCAUCUAAUGUGUUAACAUAUGGCAUCUAGUUGUUGUUGUUUGACCAAAGGAAAUCAGUAGUUGAUCAAAAAUUAAUUAGACUCACUAGAGUAGCCGAGAUGUCUUCUUUUGAAAAUACUUAUGGUAGCGUCGUAGUCAAAACAUUUGAUGCAUGAAGUAGGCCAGAACCAACCUCUAUCUAUCCAAUCUUCCUGUACAGGAGUUGGCUCCCGUUAGCUCUAAUACAAACAAAUGUUUUUGAGAAUUUGUAUUAUACAACUGUUAAACUUUGUUACUAUCAACAUUACUGCAUUAUUCUGGAACUGUUUAUACUAAUGUUCCCCACUUAUAGUAGUUUAAUGCUUGUUUUCAUAUUUCCAAGGGUUUAUUUUCUGUUAACAAUACCUACAUGUACCAUCAGUGAUAAUGUUAGUUGUCAAUUUGACAACCUGAUUUGUUUUCUUAAUGCUUCUAAACACUGUGUACACAUGUAUCUAUCGGUAAAGACUUCAUUUGUAGUGCUUCACACCGUUUUUGAUAUAAUUUUUACUUUCAAUUAUUUUUCCCUGUUGAUUAGCUGUUUGUAUACUCCGGUAUAUAUAUAAUAGAAAAUUUAUAUUGAAGUUUUGUUUUGUUAUUCAUGCCCACUUCUGUGCCAAGCAUUACUAUUAAAACAGAAGAUUCUUUUAUUGGUGGUAUUAAAAUGUUUCUCUUAUUUUGAUGCUGUAGGCUGUAUUGUGUAAUAUUUGCCACCUGGAUAUCUCUUGAAGCAAGACCUUAACUGGUGCUCUCUGUUUAUUUGAUUUAGAUUACACCAUGGUGUGUUAAACACCCUUUAUGAUCUUUAAAUACAUGUAUAUACCUUAAUAUUCAAUAAUUAAAAUGUUUAAUUAUGAAAUGAACUGCCAUGUAAGAUUUCUUGGUUCUCUCUAGUCUACACAAGAUUGAUGUAUGACUAGGUCCCAUACCACGUGAUUAAUUCUUACACACAUGUGUUCAUAUAAGAUCCAAGUAACUUGUAUUAACAGAAGCACAGAAUAUUGAUAUUCAGGUUCUGCUAUAAUAAGGAAACAAUCGUUGCAUACCAAUUUUGUGUUGUAUUGCGCCAGUGUGCUGUUUCUUGUGUAAUGUUAGAUUUUAUACAAAUAUACAUAUACUGAGCUAAGUAAACAUCAUGGUACAUUUCAAGUCUAUUAUUGAAUUAAUUAAUUCAGAGCAAAUUCUUUUAUCAUUCAUCUAUGUGAAUCGUGUAUGGUUGUUUUUGAAAUUUGUUUUACUUUUAAUCAGAAUGUCUCUUUUUUUUUCUCUUUUUUUUUCUUACUUGAUAAUUGUUGAGAUUUAUAAUUUUUGGCCACAUUUUUUUUUGCCAUUUCGCGUGCUAUUGGUAUAUGAUUAUGGUUAGCUAAUUUGUUUUACAAAAAUAAAAGAAUUAAGAGUGAGGAGGAAAAAAGAGUGAAGUCUGACUGGAUAGCUCGAAAGAUUUUUGUGGCUGAGUUUGUAUUGAGUACAUUUCUUGGGUCUUGUGUAAGAGAUCACUGUAGUUGAAGAAUGCCUACAUUUUAUUAGAAUCAACCUCUUUGUAUUAUGUAUUCCAGAGGAGUAGCGUUGCAUUUAUUGACAUUUUAGCACUAUGUUGCUACCUUGAAACUUACCAUAUUCAUUUAUCUCUAAACUUGCUAUGCCUUCAUUGUUUCCAUUUAAUAUGACUUUACUAUAGUUCGACAAAGGCACUGUAAGUGUAUACUUUGUAUGAAAUAAAGAUAAUUUUGGAAAUAAA
Molecule: messenger RNA, 5549 nt
Organism: Pecten maximus
Lineage: Eukaryota; Metazoa; Mollusca; Bivalvia; Pectinida; Pectinidae
Product: peroxisome proliferator-activated receptor gamma coactivator 1-alpha-like
Exons: 12
Coding region: 339-2513 (724 amino acids)
Biological process (GO): positive regulation of transcription by RNA polymerase II
Cellular component (GO): nucleus
Molecular function (GO): RNA binding; transcription factor binding
Source: RefSeq, a predicted model, not a curated record